Molecule: messenger RNA, 5120 nt
Organism: Camellia sinensis
Lineage: Eukaryota; Viridiplantae; Streptophyta; Magnoliopsida; Ericales; Theaceae
Source: RefSeq, a predicted model, not a curated record
CAUAGAUAGAUUAGAAGUGGAGUUAGCUGCCCACGCUGCUCCUCUUAUUCUAGGGUUCGUUGUUCUUAGAGGGGCCUUAUCCACCGCCACGAGCACCAUCGGACUACCCACUGGGGGCAUCGUCGGCACCAGCUUUCAUCUACUAGGUUGCUUUCGGGAACUUCUCUGAGUCAUGGUCUCUUCAACUCCUUGCAUCAGUGAAACUGAUAUUUUUUAUCCGGAUUCCCAGCGCUAUGAAUACGACCACUCUUCGUGUAGAAAGAGGCUAAAGGUCUCAGAUUCUGUACGCCAUGAUCUAGUUUCUCAGAUAUCUGCUGGUAAUUUUGAUGCUGUUGCCUAUUCUGCUGAGCCAAGUCAUGGUCUCCACGUGUCCUCAUCUUGCUGUGAUUGUUGUGAAGAAGUUGGUUCACAUUCUGCUACAGAGAUGAGCUGCCAGUCUAAUGGCGACAUUGGCAAUAUUCCGCAGCCGUGCAACAUUGGGGGUUCUUCAUACCAGGGAAAGACUUACACUGGAUGUGUCCCGACUGCAUUUGUGACUGGAUGGAUGUAUGUCAAUGAAAAUGGGCAAAUGUGUGGGCCCUAUAUUCAGGAGCAGUUGUAUGAGGGUUUAUUCACAGGGUUCUUGCCUAAUGAGCUUCCCGUGUAUCCCAUUGUAAAUGGGGCUUUAAUCAACCCUGUGCCAUUGAAUUACUUCAAGCAAUUUCCUGACCAUGUUGCCACUGGUUUUGCUUAUUUAACUACAGGUAUCUCUGGGAUAAUUGUGCCAACAAAUUGUGUUGCCAAUUCCACUAGAGAUUUAGAAACAAACAAUCCACUUUUUGCUGCUCCGAACAGUGAUUAUUCUGGUUCACACUCAACAAUCCAACCAUGUCUUGACCACAACAGUUGCUCCAACCAACAGAUGUUCAACUCUGAAGCAGCUGCUUCAACUACGUCAUACCCACUGCUGUCAGGCAACGAAUUGUCUUGGUUCUUUGAGGAUGAUGAGGGGAGGAAACAUGGACCACACUCUCUUGUGGAGCUUUAUUCUUGGCAUCACCAUGGAUAUCUUUGCGAUUCAGUAACGGUAUAUCACGCUGAUAAUAAGUUUAGACCGUUUACUUUGCAAUCUAUGAUAAAUUCUUGGAGAACGGCUAUACCUGGACAUGUAUGUGUAUCUGAUAUUAAAGGCAAUGAGACUGGUUCUUUAUCAAGCUUCUUAUCUGAAAUUUCUGAAGAAGUAUGCUUCCAACUGCACACUGGAAUUAUGAAAGCAGCUCGUAGAGUUGUGCUAGAUGAGAUUAUUCGCCACAUAAUUGCAGAAUGUGCUGCUAUGACGAAAGCCCACAGGCAUCCUAGGUUGGAAGUGGUCAAUCAGAUUGCCAAAACUUGCUCUUUGGAUAGCAAAGCGUCUGAAACUUUUGAUGCGAGGAAUGAGUCAGUUGCUUCUGUGAAUGAGGUGGCAGCAUGUAAUGAUGUUUCUGGGCAGAAACAUCCCAUUAAUGAAAGUCCUACAAAUUCUCUUGCAAGCUUGAAAUCCGUCGGAAACUAUGAGAACAUAUGGCGUGCAUAUCUCUUUGUCUGCAGAAUGAUUUUUGAUUCUUGCAUGCAAGUCAUGUGGAAUGCCAUUUUUUAUGAUCCUAUAGCAAAGUAUUCCUCUUCAUGGCGAAAGAGAAGACGCUGGUCUGGUCAUUGUGCUGCUGCUGAACAGGGAAUCCCAUUCACAAAGUAUGUCAGAAAAAUUGAGAAGUUGCGAUCAGAAGAAGAAUCUUCUUCUUGUGAGCUUGAGCGUCCCCCUGGUUUUGAAUUGGUGAGAAUUAUCCCAGAUAUUUAUUCCUGUCCACCUGCGGGUGUUUCAACCUCCUUUGGGGCAGAAAAGUCAUUUAAGAAGAAGAGUCUAUCGAAUCGUGAUCAAAUUUGCGAAGACUUGGAUUGCAUCUUGGAACGUGUAGAGAAUGAUCUCCAAUCAUCUGCAGCUACAUCUUUGAUUCAAUAUUUUGAAACUUUCGUUGAGGAGGAAGUGAAGAAAGUAGUUGAUUCUUUAGGUGGUGGCAAAUUGAAUGAGGUUGCCUCUGACUCUUCUGUUCAACACAGUUUAUGUGGAUACGGUUUUACUGACCCAUGUCCUGAUUUAAAGAUGAUUUCAUCUGAUGAUUCCCAGUCUCCAUCACAAUUAGCAGAACCUUGCCAUGGGACUUAUGUUUCUGGAUAUAAAAGUUCUCUGUCUCAUUUUUUAUCUAGUGCAUUUUUGAAAUUGUGUGCACAUGUAGAUAAUACGGUUAAUGACCAAAAAGUUCAUGAGCCAUGUCCACCCGGAUUUGAGGAUAAUUUAAGAGAUGUUGUUCCAUCAAUGGUAGAUAAAUUUCAAACAUCCUGGUCAGAUGAGUAUCUCACUAAGAUUAGAGAGAGUGUCGUGAUGGCAAUGUUCCGGCAGAAGUUACAUGAUGGUGUGCUGAGAGAGUGGAAAUCCUUGUUUGUUGAUCAUGCUCUUCAUGAACAUCUAUUGUCAUGGUCUUCAAAGAAACACUGCAGAUUACAUGCUAGUGAGAUAGGAGAAUGUAAGAUGAAUAAAGAGAAAGCUGAGAAUUCUCCCAGUAUUUCUGAUAAACUUAGGGAAGGAUCAAGGGUUGCUCACAGCUUAGACCCUUUGGCGGUAUCUGGAAAAUAUACAUAUUACCGCAAGAAAAAAUUGGUGCGUAGAAAGUUGGGAUCUGUGUCUCAAUGUGCGACUUCAGGGAAUGUUGGAUUACAUAAUCAGGCUGUGGAGAAGUCAAGAAAGCAGGAUUUUUCUGAAGGUGUGUCUGAGGUUGCAGAAGUUGCUGCGGUUUUGAAUCUUAAAAAAAUUGGGCUAAAUAAUUGCCAGACUGAAUCCUGUAUUGAUGCCAAACAGUGCGAGGAUGACUCAGCAAGCCAUAAUGCAGUCAGUCAGAAAUUGGAGUUUUCUCUUGUAGUUCAAGAUUUUGCGGUCAAAGGAAAUGAUCCAGAAUGCAGCAAAGGUAGUGUCUCAGUUUUCACAGAGGGUUCUAAUGAUACUGAGAAGGUUGCUACUAGCAAUGUAGAGGAUGUUUGGAUGCAGGAAGCGCUUACAGGCGGCAGCUCCAAAAAGAUAACAAAAUCAGUAACUAAGGCAGCAAAUCUGAGGAGGAAGCACUCAAUGGAUGAUGUGCCAUUGUCGUGCUCUAGAAAAGUUUUGAAACUGAAAAAUAGUGUUGCCAAGCAACCAGUCUUUAAACAAGUUACUGUACGGAAGAUUAAGACAAGAAAAUCCAGGGCAUCUAAUCCAUGCCCCAGGUCUGAUGGGUGUGCUCGAGCAUCAAUUAAUGGUUGGGAAUGGCAUAAAUGGUCACUAAAUGCAAAGUUCGCUGAAAGAGCCUGUGUUAGGGGAACUCAUCGUGUUCAUGCUCAACAUAUUGGUUACGAGGUUAGUGGAUCACAGAUGUCGAAUAUGAAGGGCCUUUCUGCCAGAACAAACAGGGUUAAGAUGCGCAACCUUCUUGCUGCUGCAGAGGGUGCUGAUCUUUUGAAAACUACGCAGUUGAAGGCUAGGAAAAAACGAUUACGUUUCCAAAGGAGCAAAAUACAUGAUUGGGGUCUUGUUGCGUUGGAGCCAAUUGAGGCAGAGGAUUUUGUCAUUGAAUAUGUUGGAGAACUAAUUCGUGCUCGUAUAUCUGAUAUACGUGAACGUUAUUAUGAGAAGAUGGGAAUUGGGAGCAGUUAUCUUUUUAGACUGGACGAUGGUUAUGUGGUUGAUGCGACAAAACGUGGUGGGAUUGCUAGAUUCAUAAACCAUUCAUGUGAGCCUAAUUGCUAUACCAAGGUUAUAAGUGUUGAGGGUCAGAAAAAGAUUUUCAUUUAUGCAAAACGGCAUAUUGCUGCUGGUGAAGAAAUUACUUACAAUUACAAGUUUCCACUGGAGGAGAAAAAGAUCCCCUGCAACUGUGGUUCUCGGAGGUGCCGAGGGUCAUUGAACUAAGUUCUUUUAUGAGUCAACGAUCCUGGUCAUCGCUUUAAGUUCAUGUGGAGUGGACGAUAAUUGACGCCACUGCAUAAAGCGAGAGCAAUCUCAGGAAUGCUAGGGCUUAGAUUCCAUAUUGACUUUGGAUCAUUUGGGGAUGAGGGUUAGAUGCUUUCUAAUUAGUGCUGCAUGGGGAGGAAGGCAAAUUAGUCUGUCAAUCACCUUUUGUUGCAUUGUGAAGUGGCCAUGAGAUUCAUGGGUCUCACUUUUUCUUUUUGGAGUUUUUUGGGUUACGCUAGAUUCAGUGCUCUCAUUAUGAGAGUUGGAAAGGAGGAUACCGAUCUAAAGGGUUAAAAAUAUCUUGAACGGUGGCGUCUUUGAAUUUAAUGUGGUGCAUAUGGAGAGAAUGAAACAGCCUACCUUUACGCUAUGUUUGGUUGGGAGAUUUGGGGAAGGUUUUGGAAAGGGAAAGGAAAAAGGUUACAGUGAAUGUUCUUUGCUUUAUCUGUAGCUUGAAACUACAGGGAAAUCUAUGGUUUAAUGAGUCUAAAACAGCACCCUCAAUAGUGUGCUUGAAAGUUUUACCUUAGCUCUCGUGACUGUGAAUUGGCUAGAUGAAUGGGCUGCAGCAGAUUGCUUUGGAUGGGUUUAUCAUCAUUUGUAUGUCUCUGAAACGCACAAGUAUACAGUAAUUUACUUCAGUGGUGUUGUCAUUAAUUUGUGCUAUUUUGUUCAUUUGGGAUAGUAAUCAAUUUCCAAGACUCUGUGGAAUCAUAAUUAUGUGGGCAUUUUUUCUAAAACGGUUUUCAGUAUUAAUAUUGACAAUAGCACCUUUCCACUUAUGUUAAACAUGUGGGAUAAUUGCAAUAUUUUACAGCCAAACCAGAUUUUGAAAACAGAUCUUGAAAAUUUAAUCAUUUUUAUUCUGGUGAGGGGUCCAUGACUUGGAUUAGGGAAAAAGUUUGGAAGGGGGACUAGGGCAAGAGUGGAAAUCAUAGAUGUAAUUAUUCACACUGGCUUUAUAGAACUGCAUACAUAAGUCUGGUUCUACGCUACCUAAAUUUGGGCGUGGGUUGUUCCUGGUUUAUUGAAGUGCCUUUUUUGAUGUUGCACUAAAAUAUCUCAUGCAUGGAAACUAAAAUUCCAACCUGAUGAUAUUCUAUGUUGUUCAAAAAAAAAAAAAAAA